Molecule: messenger RNA, 145 nt
Organism: Eimeria necatrix
Lineage: Eukaryota; Apicomplexa; Conoidasida; Eucoccidiorida; Eimeriidae
Exons: 3
Source: RefSeq, a predicted model, not a curated record
AUGCCCAGGCUUCGGGGUGGUGUGAGCUCGGAUAUCUUUGAGCUUUUCCAAAUUUCUGUAACGUACGCCCUGCAGCGCGAUUGCACUCCUUUUGAAUACCUGCAAGCAAUUUGUUUUAGUAAGCGUAUCGUCGUGAAAAUGGAAG